AUGGGAAAUUGUUUUCGAAAAAAGAGUAACAAAGUUGCUCCUGAUCCGAGCCAAAGUAACGAUGACGUUUCUGUCAUUAUUUCGUCAAAUACUCAGUUCCGUCCGUCACCGACAGCGGUGAGAUAUGGCGACAUGGAAGAGGAGUUGAAGAAGGGCGAAGAAAUGGUUAGCUACCUUGACAGAGGUCAGGAUGCCAAAGUGGCCAUAAGCGGUGUGGCGUUUGACGUCACCUUUGACGAUAAGCCUUCUAACCUUGCCGUCACCCCAAGACGGCUACCCCCACUUCAGACAAAAGGAUCCUCAAACGCGGUCUCAUCUGGGCCUGCAAAGAAGAAAACGAGAAAGACCACACGCCAGAGCGAAGCUUCUCAAUCCGACGAUGUGGUGAUUUAUACGGCAAGUGAAAAGGAACUCAUUGCUGGUAUACUCCAUGAUGAUUUCAUUAACGAACGGAAACAAAGAGCGAGGAAACUGCAAAAUUGGAAACUUGCUAGGAAAGCCGAGGAUGAGAGGACAGAUGAACAACACGAUGACAGGACUGAUGCGUCUGCUGUAGAGGAAGACACAAAGGUAACCUAUACGGCAAGUGAAAAGGAACUCAUUGCUGGUAUACUCCAUGAUGAUUUCAUCAAAGAACGGAAACAAAAAUCUAGGAAACUGCAAAAUUGGAAACUUGCUAGGAAAGCCGAGGAUGAGAAGACAGAUGAACAACACGAUGACAGGACUGAUGCGUCUGCUGUAGAGGAAGACACAAAGGUAACCUAUACGGCAAGUGAAAAGGAACUCAUUGCUGGUAUACUCCAUGAUGAUUUCAUCAAAGAAAGGAAACAAAAGGCGAGGAAACUGCAAAAUUGGAAACUUGCUAGGAAAGCCGAGGAUGAGAGGACAGAUGAACAACACGAUGACAGGACUGAUGCGUCUGCUGUAGAAGAAGACACAAAGGUAACCUAUACGACAAGUGAAAAGGAACUCAUUGCUGGUAUACUCCAUGAUGAUUUCAUCAAAGAACGGAAACAAAAAGCGAGGAAACUGCAAAAUUGGAAACUUGCUAGGAAAGCCGAGGAUGAAAAGACAGAUGAACAACAAGCUAGCAGGACUGAGGCGUCUGCCGGGGAGGAGGAAGCGAAGAUCACUUACACUCAGUCGGAGGACCAGCUCAUUGCUGAAAUCAUGCGAGAAGACUUCCUCGCUGAGAGGAAGGCCAGGGCUAGAAGAUGCCAGACACGCAGAUGUAACCAGGAUAAUAUGGACAACGGUUGA
Messenger RNA from Mya arenaria, 1260 nucleotides. RefSeq lists its product as uncharacterized. The coding region runs from base 1 to 1260 and encodes 419 amino acids. NCBI's taxonomy places the organism in Eukaryota, Metazoa, Mollusca, Bivalvia, Myida, Myidae. The transcript is spliced from 9 exons. The record is from RefSeq and is a predicted model, not a curated record.